This is a messenger RNA of Lampris incognitus (smalleye Pacific opah), 702 nucleotides long. It is a transcript of the gene lin28b, whose product is annotated as lin-28 homolog B (C. elegans). The coding region runs from base 1 to 702 and encodes 233 amino acids. Gene Ontology annotation, molecular function: zinc ion binding; nucleic acid binding. The record is from RefSeq and is a predicted model, not a curated record. The transcript has 4 exons. Lineage: Eukaryota; Metazoa; Chordata; Actinopteri; Lampriformes; Lampridae.
AUGGCCGAAGGAGGGGCGGGUAAAGGUAACGGAAAAGACCCCGCCAAAUCCACCGAGCAAGAAGACCGAACUCGCCCCCAUGUCCUCUCAGGAGCAGGCUUCUGUAAAUGGUUCAACGUACGGAUGGGGUUCGGAUUUAUCUCAAUGACGAGUAGCGAGGGGAGCCCGGUCGACCCCCCUCUGGAUGUUUUCGUCCACCAAAGUAAACUGGUGAAGGAGGGCUUCCGCAGUCUCAAAGAGGGGGAGCAGGUGGAGUUCACCUACAAGAAGUCCUCGAAGGGCCUGGAGUCCCUGCGGGUGACGGGGCCCGGUGGGGGACCCUGCGCAGGCAGCGAGAGGAGACCCAAAGGGAAGGUCCCACUGCAGAAACGUAAACCAAAGGGAGACCGCUGUUAUAACUGCGGAGGUCUGGACCACCAUGCCAAGGAGUGUGGCCUGCCCCCUCAGCCAAAGAAAUGCCACUACUGCCAGAGCAUCACGCACAUGGUGGCUCAGUGUCCCCACAAGGCGCUGGCGCCUGCCACCGGCUCUCAGGACCCACAAGCGAUUACCUCGGCCUCCAGCCCAGGGACUGGGCCCUACCUCCAACCCCCAGAGGAGGAGGAGGAGCGCUCUGGUUCAUCUCCUCUGGAGGGCUCCUCCUCGUCGGAGGAGCCCCAGGCGUACCGCGGGACCCAGACCCAGAGAUGGAGGAAAUCCUGA